GGAUGCGGGAUAGCGUGGCUCCCGAACCGACCCAACAACCAUCCACAACCACCCCUAACCCCCGGCUCCAACCUCGAGUCCAGCUGGCCUCCAGCUUUCGCUCCCUCUUCUGUUUGGAAACUACCCUCACCCGGUUAACACACGCGGAUUCUGGAGCUGCGCUCCGUGUCGUUCGCCAGAGCCGCGACUCUGUGCCAACUUUGUUUUUCUCGGUGUCCCUAUCCCCGCCAAGGAUUGCGACGCUUCGAAGCCACCCUCCGCGUUACCGAUUAAAUUCUAACGGAACUGGAGGUGAUUUUUUGAUUCGCUGAUCGACCUCAACUUCGUCACAUCUCGUCGCUGCUGAAACGGUCGAUCUACGCGUUAGACGAGUUUUACUAUCAUUGGUAUGUUUGAAAAAUAUAUAUAAAGUCGUGAAAGAAUUUUGUGAUACCGGUUCGGAAAUUCCUCGCAUUUCAACGAUUGAGUUUUGAGCUUUUUUCGGUAUUUUUUGCUUCGUUCUUUCAACGCGGCAUUCGCGACAGUUGAAUGUUCACCGGGGUAACGGACCGACUCCGAAGCAAAGCUGCAGAAGGCAAAACUAUCAGAUUCACCUUGGAGCACGUAACUAUUACGACUAACAAUGUUCGAGAACGCCGGUGAGAUUAGCGAAAUCACGUCAUUUAGGGAUCCAAUUUAGUCGUGCGAUGUUCCCGAGUUCUAUUAGGGAAGGAAUAAAUUGAGUUAAUCCCGGCGGAACGGUUCGCGAUGGGAUCGCUGCCGAAUCUUCACGAGCUUUCGAAGGAAAAGCUGCAGAGUCCCGUGCACAGACCGGCUCCCAUUGGUGACUUAGGACCCGUCAGGCUUCCUCCGCAACCUCUACCACUGGCGCACACCCAUCGACGUGCGAGAAGCAGUGGUCAUCAUCACAACGCCUUGUGGGAUAACGACGCCAUGCUCGAGCACAUGGCGACAUACUCGCCGAUAUCUUGUCGCUCCGCAAGAAUUUCGGGCCUAGCGUGGCGUCGAAGGGAGUCGAUGAGUUCGUCCGCGGGGGCCUCUUCCGUCCGCAGGUUGAUCGCGGCAGUCCGAACGGCACCCGCCGGUCCUCGGCCUCCGAGGAAAGCGGUUCUGAGGCACUGCGCCGCGUUGCUCUUGGGCCAUGCAGCCGCCUCGGCGGCGAUACUACCCAUGUUUCCACUCCAGGCAGGCCUGGGAGCUUUCAAUUCUCAACUGGGGCCGAUGCUCCUCGCCCUACUUUUCGCGAUAGCGACCCUCACCUCCUGUUUUGCCCCGAUAAUCGUGCAGAAGGUUAACACGAACCUGACCUUGUGCAUGGGGCAUCUCGUUACCAGCAUAUUCGUCGGGGUUCACCUCUACCCAAAAUGGUAUCUUCUACUGCCCAGCUACGCGCUACUCGGUGCCUGGGCGAGCCCUUGCUUCUUGGCGAGGACCGCACAGGUCAACAUAUCAGCGGCAAGAUUGAGUCUGGUCAGCUCGGACCCCGAAGACCCCGACGAGACGAAGCGUGAGUGUCUUUCGCGAAGGCUCAGUCGAGGUCUGAAACUCGCCGAGGACAUGGGACUCGCUUUGGGCUGCCUCGUAGCGGCCAUCCUGGUGAAAAUCACGGAUCCCAUGCCAUCGAACUCGAUGGACGGCGAGAUAGAGGACUUUUGCGGGGCCGAGUACUGCCCCGAAGAGACCUAUCUGCAGUACAAUGAUACCUUACUUAUACCGACGGUGCCACACGGUACUUCAACGAUGAUGAUCAGCAUUUGGCUGGGGCUGAGCGUGCUCGCUCUCGGAAUAUCAUGCGGGCUUUUGGAUUCCCGCAUGAAGGAACCCCAAACGAUGAGCGAAUGGUCCAGCAACGAACAUUGGCUCCGAGGAAUCAAAUCCGCUUUCCAGGACCCGCGGCUCCAGCUAGCUACACCCUUGGCCCUUUUCAUGGGCCUUGAGCAAGGUUUCAUGUUCGCAGAUUUCACGGAGGCUUACGUGGUCUGUGCUUUGGGCGGCGCAGGAACGGUCACGCUGAGUUUCCUGAGCUUGGCCUUGCUGCAGGCAAUUGCUGGGGUCACACUCUCAAUGCUACUGAGACAUAUCAGAAGGUACUUCGUUGUAGCCGUCGGACUUGCAUUUCACGCUUGUUUGCUGCUCGUCCUCGUAACUUGGAGACCCGCUGGAGACGAUCCUGCGCUAUUUCACGUCAUUUCUGCGGCUUGGGGCGUCUGCAACGCGAUAUGGGAAACCCUGAUUUACACGUUGCUACAGGGACUUUAUCCCAGUGCGUGGCAAGCUCCAUUGUCGACAUCGUUGUUUUGGCGUUGGUUGGGUCUGUCGUUAGCCCUAGGUCUGCACGGGCUGGUCUGCACCCGAAUCCGCGUCCUUUGCCUAGCGUCAAUGUUGUUAUUAUCCGUGACCCCGUACACGUGGUUGGAGGUGCGACUAGCCAAGAGAGGAAAAAGCUUAGCGCCUUUGUGACCACGUAGAAUGGGAUCCGAACUAUUCAGGGGUAAGCAUUCGCACAGUGGCUGAGACAGACUUGGUCCAUCCAGCUGCAUAGCGAGAAGACAUUUGACCAAUAAUCGUGGAAAUGUGAAUAUUUUCAUCUGCCAUACAAGCACUUCCGAAAGUUCUAAUCAAGAAUCCAAUUUCACGUUUUCUCCAUCUUAAUUUCGUUACUACUGUUAUCAAUCAGGACUCACGGAAAUUAACGCUGAUAGUUUUAAACGGCUUCGAAACAGGUGAAUCUUCGUAAAAUUAACUUGAUAUUGAAAUAAAUCCUUAAUAAAAUAUCUUAUUGCAAUAAAGCGACAAUCAUCGAAUAUCACAAAUCGUUUUGCGGCUGGAUGGAACAAGUUGCGAUAAUCUGAGUAAAAUUUGUCUUGAAAUGGCCAGGGAAACAAAGCCGUUUACGUGUAAUUGAUGUAAAAACUUGUAUAUGUAUAAAGUACGUACUUCUUUCGGCUAAUUAUAAGUAAAACCUUUUUGUACAAUUUCCAGAACACAUCGUGUUAUACGCAUGAUAUGUAACAGGGUGGCUCACUGUCGGUAAAAUAUUUUGCGAACCAAAACAGAUAAAUCGACGAAUAUACGGAAGAAUAUUUCGGAUGAACGUCGCAUGAUAUUGAAUGGUAGUGUCAUGUAUUACAAAUUUUUCCCUACAUCCAUUUUGGUUCCCAAGAUAUUUGACUGGAAUGUUCAAAAUGAGCCACCCUGUAUAUACCACUACAUGUACAAUGUGAAUAAGUUGUUAUUUAAAUAAGCACAUUCAUACAAAAAGUAUAGGUAUAGGGGUUUCCAACGUCUAGUAAAUUAUCAUAGGAUUUUUCGCUGCCUUCUGUUCUUUGCUGCCUCGUUUAUCGUACUCAAAGUGGAGGGUCAAAUGAAACUGCGAGUAAGAGUCUUACAAUUAGCGCAAAAUAUCCUUUCAACGGAUCAAUUACAAACUCUCGAGUCGAGGGCUCUUGAAAAUCCGUCAAAAAAUCAUUCAUUAACGAACACGAUUUUUCGGAAUUUCAUUCGUUCCUUGUUCUUUUAAUUCUUCAAUUUUUUUUUUAUUGAUACCAUGAAUUUUAUCAAAUUUAGAAAAGAUAGAGGCGAUUAGGGUAGGUCUUCUCGAUUGAUUGAGAUAACUCCGCCUCAUAAUUGCUCGAAAGAUGAUAGAUCUUGUAUUAGAAUAGAUAAACUACGACAGUGCCUCGAUAAAAACUAUUCAAAUUUUUACUUUUUGUGAGACGUUAAGAUACAGAUCAAAUCCAUUACACUGCGGAGCGUUUCCGGUAACAUAAGCCACUCCAAUCACGCGUGUUAUUUUCAUCGAACCACCAAGUGAGAAACAUUUUUGAAGCUACUCAAUGGCAAUAUCAACGAUUCCUAAAAUCGAUUUGUCUGUUCGUGGCGGAUCCUCAGUCAAUGCCGUGGCCCUCCAUGUUGCUAAAAUUAUAGUGCACAGACGUGUUAUCGGUCAUCUUUUUCUGGGAUAUGGCAGAGCGCAUAGAUCGAUCAAAUACAUACGUAUAUAUAUUAUACAUAACCGCUAGUAGAAGAAAAGCGAUCACAUUACGAAAUUAUACAUAGCUAUUAUAAUACCCAUGCACUAGUUUUUCUAAUAAAACUCAUAUUAAAUCAUCAAGAGCUUCUGUUGCACGGCUGUGAACGAGAUACGAAAAGAAAAAACAAAAAAAACACCUGUGAUAUUAAUAUUAAAGGAUUAAAGCACAUCAAAAA
Athalia rosae (coleseed sawfly) is the source of this 4209-nucleotide messenger RNA. RefSeq names its product protein unc-93 homolog A. Gene Ontology annotation, molecular function: potassium channel regulator activity. The record is from RefSeq and is a predicted model, not a curated record. Bases 748 to 2460 code for a protein of 570 amino acids. The transcript has 7 exons. Lineage: Eukaryota; Metazoa; Arthropoda; Insecta; Hymenoptera; Athaliidae. Gene Ontology annotation, cellular component: plasma membrane; striated muscle dense body. Gene Ontology annotation, biological process: regulation of potassium ion transport; regulation of muscle contraction.